Heteronotia binoei (common prickly gecko) is the source of this 2192-nucleotide messenger RNA. It is a transcript of the gene IDH1, whose product is annotated as isocitrate dehydrogenase (NADP(+)) 1. The record is from RefSeq and is a predicted model, not a curated record. Gene Ontology annotation, molecular function: NAD binding; isocitrate dehydrogenase (NADP+) activity; magnesium ion binding. Lineage: Eukaryota; Metazoa; Chordata; Lepidosauria; Squamata; Gekkonidae. Gene Ontology annotation, cellular component: cytosol; peroxisome; mitochondrion. Gene Ontology annotation, biological process: isocitrate metabolic process. The coding region runs from base 322 to 1569 and encodes 415 amino acids. The transcript is spliced from 9 exons.
CCUCCCGCCGGCUGCGUGGGAAGCGCGCAUUGGAGCAGCGCUCUCCGCCCUUCCCGGCUCGGUGGGGAGAGAGAGGCGAGCCGGGCGGAGGCAACCUCUUCUCCUCCCGCCGCUCCUUAUCAAGCCCAAGAGAAGGCGGAGCCCCGGAAGGUUGCUUUGCAACGACCAGCCCCGGGCUCCUUCCCUUUGCAGAAGUUGCAAGAGAAGCAGCAAGCCCUUGCAGCCGCCCCUCGGCCGCCGAAGAGAGAAACCCUCCAGAUCCAAGUGCUGUCAUUGGGGAGCCUCAUCUCGCGCCUCGCUUUCCGACCGGAUCAGUGCACAAUGUCUAAAAAAAUCCAUGGCGGGCCCGUUGUGGAGAUGCAGGGGGAUGAAAUGACUCGUGUUAUAUGGGACCUGAUUAAGGAGAAACUCAUCUUCCCCUACGUGAAUCUGGAACUCCACAGCUAUGACUUGGGCAUCGAGAACCGGGACGCAACAGAUGACAAAGUCACCGUAGAAGCCGCCGAAGCCAUCCGGAAGUACAAUGUAGGUGUCAAAUGUGCCACGAUCACUCCCGACGAGAAGAGGGUAGAAGAAUUCAAGCUGAAGCAGAUGUGGAAGUCUCCCAACGGGACCAUCAGAAACAUUCUGGGUGGCACAGUAUUCCGGGAAGCCAUCAUCUGCAAAAAUAUCCCCCGGCUGGUAUCUGGAUGGGUGAAACCCAUCAUCAUUGGCCGUCAUGCGUUUGGAGACCAAUACAGAGCCACAGAUUUUGUCGUCCCUGGCCCCGGAAAGGUAGAGAUGACCUACACACCAAAAGAUGGAGGAAAACCUUUAACUUACAUGAUACAUAACUUUGAAAAAUGUGGAGGCGUGGCACUGGGGAUGUUCAACCUUGACCAGUCCAUCAAGGAUUUUGCUCACAGUUCCUUCCAGAUGGCGCUGUCUAAAGGCUGGCCUCUGUACAUGAGCACCAAAAACACCAUUUUGAAGAAGUACGACGGCCGGUUUAAAGACAUCUUCCAGGAGAUCUAUGAAAAGGAGUACAAGCCAAAGUUUGAAGCCAAAAACAUCUGGUACGAGCAUCGGCUCAUAGACGACAUGGUGGCCCAAGCACUGAAAUCCGAGGGAGGGUUUAUCUGGGCCUGCAAGAACUACGAUGGAGAUGUGCAGUCUGACUCGGUUGCACAAGGUUACGGCUCUCUGGGGAUGAUGACCAGCGUCCUGAUAUGUCCAGAUGGCAAAACAGUGGAAGCUGAAGCUGCACACGGGACUGUGACCCGCCACUAUCGCUUGCAUCAGAAAGGCCAAGAAACUUCCACCAACCCUAUUGCCUCUAUCUUUGCCUGGACCAGAGGUCUCUCUCACAGAGCUAAGUUGGAUAACAAUGCCGAGCUCCAGAACUUCGCCAUCGCCCUGGAGGAAGUCUGCGUAGAGACCAUUGAGGCUGGCUUCAUGACGAAAGACCUGGCUGCUUGCAUUAAAGGGCUACCAAAAGUGCAGCGCUCAGACUACUUGAACACAUUUGACUUCCUGGACAAACUUGCCGAAAACCUCAAGGCAAAGCUGUCCUCUCAGCCGAGACUUUAAAGAGCCAGUCUCAACAGCUGCUCGAAAAUGAAUGUUACCUGUUGGAUGAAUGAACAAGUCCCUCUGUCAUGUGGCGUAACGCUGUACAGUCUGAGGAGAAAUCAAGCUGGAAAUAAAAACGUAUCUGUACUGUUUCACAAUUAGGCUCCCAAGUGAUUUUUUUUUUUUUAAGGCUAAUGGAGAAACCACAACUGCCUCCCUGACAAAUACAGGUGUUUGCCCACCUGGCAGUCAUGCUCUUCCCUCCCUUCUCUGGAUUCUCCAGCAAAGCUUGUUGAGUUUUUUAUUUUUAUUUUUUUAAAGUUGCAGAUUCCUGCACUGUUCACUGUCUCCCGAUUACCCACUGAUGGACCACUUUAGCAAUGGAAACAAUGCCUUUCUCAUACCUUCUAGUGAGUUUUGCAAACAGAAUCAAAUUUGACUACAGGUUUGUGUGGGCGUAUUUAGAAGCAUCUGGAAAUAUAAGAGCCAGUCCUUUUCUUUCAUCACGUCUUUUUCCUGAGCUGAAGUACAAGGGAUUUUCCUUUUCAGCUGAACGUCAGUUGAGGCACAGUUGCUGAAAUCCAUUUCUCAGUUGCCAUCUGAACAAGGAUAUCGAUUUCAAAAUAAAUUACUAAUACCCA